GUAUAUAAGCAGGCAGUGCUUAGCCUGAUCGUCAGAGCUAACUACAACAAAGCACCACAACCUCGUAUUCAGAUUUCUAGAUAGACAGGAUCAGAUUAACCAGGAGAUGAUGCAGGCCGCCGUUGCUUUGUCGGCCGUGCUGCCUGUCGCCGUAAGGGGCAGGUCGGCGGCGAGGAGGAGCAGCGCCACCGUUGCCGGCGGCGGCAGAAGGACUGUGGGUGCCGGCGUCCGGGCAUCGGCGGCGGCGGCGCCGGAGGCGGACUACAGCUCCAGCGUCUCGGUGUUCCCCAUGGAGGCCUGCGACCUGGUCGGCGGCGAGGCGUGCGACGCGCAGAUGUACCCGGAGACGAAGCUCGGCGCCGGCGCGGGCGGCCCGGCGGCCGCGGCGAGGGCGCCGGAGGUGGAGAGGGAGUACCUAGCCUACGACGAGCCAAAAACGGUGUUCCCGGACGAGGCGUGCGACGAUCUUGGCGGCGAGUUCUGCGAGGCGCCCUACCAAACCACCAAGUAGCUACCUACCAGCAGCAGUGCAUCCAUCAAGUUGCGCUUCUUCUUAGCAGGGGUCGAUCGAUGUACAUCAUGUGAAUAAUAAGCAAAACAUGCUGGUACGCUGUGUGUACUGUAUUGCACAUAAACGAAAUGCAGUGAUCAAUUCGUCGUCGGAUUA
Molecule: messenger RNA, 667 nt
Organism: Triticum urartu
Lineage: Eukaryota; Viridiplantae; Streptophyta; Magnoliopsida; Poales; Poaceae
Gene: CCL
Product: CCR-like protein
Cellular component (GO): chloroplast
Source: RefSeq, a predicted model, not a curated record